Molecule: messenger RNA, 978 nt
Organism: Striga asiatica
Lineage: Eukaryota; Viridiplantae; Streptophyta; Magnoliopsida; Lamiales; Orobanchaceae
Source: the annotation of a GenBank genome assembly
AUGGGUUGGGUUAGAGGAGAAACCCUAGGAAAGGGUGGUUUUGGGUUCGUCUCCAUGGCCAACACCAACCAAGAAGAUAAUCUGCCACCGUUGAUUACAGUGAAAUCUGCCAAAUUUUCCGAAUCCGAAUCACUGAGGAAGGAGAAGAUGGUGCUCGACAAAUUCCAGUCAUGCCCCUUUAUCCACUGCUUUGGGGACUCAAUCACGACCGAAAACGGGGAGAAACUCUACAACAUAUUGCUCGAGUACGCAUCUGGUGGAUGCCUUGCCAAUCUCAUCAUCAUCAAAGCUGCCCUUCCGGAAAUCACCGUCAGCCGCUGCACGAAAUCCAUACUCUCGGCCCUCCUUCACAUCCACAAGGCUGGCUACGUACAUUGUGAUAUGAAGCCUCACAACGUGUUGCUUGUGGGCCAAGAUGCGAAGCUCGCGGAUUUCGGGAGCUGCUGCAAGAGCUUCAACAAUAAUAGUAAUUGUGAUGAUUUCAAGGGCACGGUUAUUUAUGCGGCCCCAGAGUCGAUAGCCCAGCAGAAGUACGGGCCCGAAUCGGAUGUUUGGGCCUUGGGCUCCUCGGUUCUACACAUGCUCACCGGAAAGCCACCGUGGGCUUUCGACAGCAAGGCCCAACCAAAGGAUGUUCUCUUCAAGAUUGGGUGCAGUGACCAGAAUCCCCAUAUUCCAACAAAUAACAGAAUAUCUAAAGAGGCUAAAGACUUUCUCGCAAAGUGUUUGGUGAAGGAUCCGACGGCCAGGUGGAAAGUUGAUAUGCUUCUCGACCAUCCCUUUUCAACAAGGCCGAUCCAUCAACAGUUGCUGGAAAAUACCAUCAUCAUCAUCAUCAUCACCAUAGAUUGUGUCAUGGCAUUCACUCUUUGGUGCCUCACUGUUUUCACCACCCAAAAGUGCAGCCUGUUGAUUUAUUCUUCUGGCUACUCCAUGUAUAUAUGCUUCAUGACCAAUCUGAGUUGUGAAUAUUAUUAA